Messenger RNA from Rattus rattus (black rat), 465 nucleotides. RefSeq names its product tissue-resident T-cell transcription regulator protein ZNF683-like. The transcript is spliced from 3 exons. The coding region runs from base 91 to 465 and encodes 124 amino acids. Lineage: Eukaryota; Metazoa; Chordata; Mammalia; Rodentia; Muridae. The record is from RefSeq and is a predicted model, not a curated record.
UUCUUUCCUUUCCAACCAGAGAGGGCUGCUGCAGAACCCGCUGAAGAGCCCACAAGGCCAGCUGGUACUCCAGACUACGGUAGUGGGACCAUGAAGGCAAAACCAGCUACCCAGUUGGGUUGUUGCUACAAGAGGAAAGCCCUGGAUGGUUUAGGAGGCUCCCUGUUCUCCAGCCUGGACUUCCGGCUCUAUCAAGAUGACCAGGUCUGCUCAGCUGACACUUCUCAGCCACUCCCAGACACAAUGGAUGCUCGUGACUUACCCUGGAGUGAGAGGAUGUGCCCCUUACCACUGGCACCGGCUAAGCCCUCCUUGCUGGCCUGCCCCGAAGGCCUGGACCUACGCCUGUGUGCCCUGCAGAAGAUACCCCUAGGCAGAGCCUCGCAGGAUCUCGGAGAGGAUGCCUCAAACACUAGUGAGUCAGGGGCCUUGGGGCUGGAUCUGGGAGCUCUGUUGGUGGGUUGA